AUGCAACUAGUAAUCUUUGGACUAACAAUUAAAAAAGGCAAAAAUUGUUCUACUUUGAUUCUACAGGACGGUGCUGCUGCUGCUGAAGAACGCAGACGGAAAGAAGAAGAGGAACGCCGAAAGAAGGAAGCUGAGGAAAGGGAACGCCGAGAAGCAGAAGAGGCUCAAAGAAAGAUCAAAGAAGAAAAACGUGCUGCCGAAGAAGCUGUAAGACGACAGGCAGAAGACGAACAGCAGAAGAAAGAGGAAGAAGAACGCAAGAAACGAGAAGCAGAAGAAAGACGCAAAAGGAUUUCAGAUAUUGCUUUCUUUAAUCACGUAGUUCUAGAUUUCCUAGUUUCUAAAUUCCUGUCUCAUUUUAAAAACAAGACAGGAAUUUUUGUCCUAAACAUUGAGAUAGCUUCACACUGA
This is a messenger RNA of Octopus bimaculoides (California two-spot octopus), 411 nucleotides long. RefSeq lists its product as uncharacterized. Gene Ontology annotation, biological process: muscle contraction. Gene Ontology annotation, cellular component: troponin complex. Lineage: Eukaryota; Metazoa; Mollusca; Cephalopoda; Octopoda; Octopodidae. The record is from RefSeq and is a predicted model, not a curated record.